AUGCUGGCAUUCAGGACGUCACAGCCGACCAACACGGCUACCACGCCCUUUGCGUUGACAUACGGCCACGAUGUAGUGCUACCCGUUGAAGUUAGCAUAAAAUCAGCGCGGGUAGCAUUCCAACAAGGACUUACGCCAACAGCCUACAACGAGGCCAUGAUGGCUGAGCUCGACAACCUGGAAGAAGAGCGCUUAGCCUCGCCGGACAGAAUGCAGGUUCAGAAGAGGAAGGUUGCAGCCAUCUACAACAAAAGGAUAUGCCCAAAGCACUUCCAAGAAGGGGACAUCAUCCUGAAGGCCAUACUCCCGAUCGGAGCAAAGGACCCCAGACUGGGAAAGUGGUCCCCAACAUGGGAAGGAUCCUUUACGGUCUGUCAGGUGCUCUGGGGUGGGGCCUAUAGGCUGCGUGACUUGGAAGGAGGCAUCCAGAUCAGGCCUAUUAAUGACAAGUUCCUUAAGGCUUUUCAUCCUACAGUCUGGGAUUUGGGGUAA
Telopea speciosissima is the source of this 492-nucleotide messenger RNA. RefSeq lists its product as uncharacterized. The record is from RefSeq and is a predicted model, not a curated record. The coding region runs from base 1 to 492 and encodes 163 amino acids. The transcript has a single exon. NCBI's taxonomy places the organism in Eukaryota, Viridiplantae, Streptophyta, Magnoliopsida, Proteales, Proteaceae.